Messenger RNA from Owenia fusiformis, 2736 nucleotides. NCBI's taxonomy places the organism in Eukaryota, Metazoa, Annelida, Polychaeta, Sabellida, Oweniidae. The record is from the annotation of a GenBank genome assembly.
AUGCGCUCAUUUGUCCACGUCAUGCAUUGUUCAGCCUGGAGUCAUCUGUGGGUUAAAGCAGAGAAAAGCAGCCCAUGGGCAAUUCUUUCUCGAGGUUUCGCAAUAUCUGGUGAAGGAAUUGUGAGCACAGAUGCUCCUGAGAUAGCUCCAAAAGAAAAAGUCACAGCAUUUCAAGUCAGGGGAACUUCCAUAGUGUACGAUUCGAUGGGAAAGCCAAAUACUGGCUCAUUGCAUGGGAACACCCAUUGGAUGGGGACCUAUGAUGAAUGCCAGGCCAUUAACUACAGAAUAUGGGAAUAUGGACGCGAACCACGGGAUGUGCAAGGGACGUAUUGUACAGUGCAACUAAAUACAUCAAUGUCCCAAUUUUCUACACCAUUGGUGAGGAUUCCAGCUAUGCCAGAUUAUAUGGGUCUUUGUGUUCCCAAAACAUGUAGUGCAGGGGAUCUCAUGGCUUUUAUUGGAAAUGAUUCUCUGGCAGAUCUCGGAAUCUGGUUUUUGCCAAUUCAUGCAACGAAUGCGUGGUGCAGUGAAACACCGAACAUAUCAUCUGACUCCAGAGCAAUUGCCUGCAUAUGUGUGUUAGCGGUAUUUGCCGUACUCGUUUUUACUGCCACAAUACUUCAUGGUUUAGGAUACCUACACCACAAACAUAAAGAAGCCACACUUUCAGAUGGAGCUAAUGCUAACGAUAACUCCGAAGACAGUUGGGACAACAACCCGCCAAAUUAUAUGGUAAAUCGUGGCUUUGAACCUUCUAUGAGUACAAGCACAACGUCUAGUGCGACAUCUAUUAACCUAGACUCGCCACAUAUUGUCACCAACAAAUCAUCUGAGGGAACUUUCCUCCCAGCAUACGAUUACACGCCAAAAUUUAACAGCCCCAAUGAUUCCAAAAUUCAAGCAAAUUUCACUGAAUUGAGGAGAAGAGCAGGUGAAGAGAAGAAAGUGACGUUUGGCUUAGAUGAUCCAUGUCUCAAAGGAGGUGUUCCUGGAUUUGAAGGUACAAAUGAUGAAGUAACAGAAGAGGAAACCGUGCCCAAGGAACAUAUCCGUCUAAAAUGGAGAGAACUGAGAUUUAUUGGACAGUCUGUCGAGGAUCCAAAGCCGGAGAAGUCAACAAUAUGGCAUCGCCUUCUACUGAUGUUUUCCAUGUACAAUAAUAUCCCUAAACUUUUGGACACAACUCAUCCUCCAGAAAGAAUCAAAGUCCUGAAUGCCAUGAGGUUCUUCAGCCUCUGCUGGAUAAUUCUUGGGAAUACGUUCAACCUUGGCACGGCCAGUUCUUACAUCAUCACUACGUCAAAUCUCAAGACUAAGACACCCGAAUUUAGAGAGACAUUCACGCACCAAGCAGUCUUGAAUGCAUUCUUUGCAGUGGACACGUUCUUUGUAGUAGGAGGUGUGUCUAUCGUGUACUUGUUUCUAUCAACCAUGAAACACUUCGACUGUGAAAUCACCCCUACGAUGAUGCUCCACCUUCUAUUCCAACGGUUCUGGAGAUUAAUACCCCUUUAUAUGUCAGUGAUAAUGGUGUUCACGUGUCUACAACCAUAUUUUGGAGACGGACCCGUGUAUCCCAUGGAGACUACUGAGCUGUCGUACUGUGAGAAACAUUGGUGGACAAACCUGUUGUUUAUCAACAACAUCGUGCAUGACAGAGAACCAUGUCUGGUGCAUACUUGGUACCUUUCUGCAGAUAUGCAGUUCUUCAUCAUAUCCUCUAUUAUCCUGAUAAUCCUUAUAAAAUGGCCUAAAGUAGCCUACAUCACCAUUGCUCUGCUGUUCUGUGUUAACUGUACUGUUACAGCAAUUGAGGCAUUUAGGAUUAGAAGCAGUCCAACAUUACAGAACGAUCAUGCAGAGUACUGGAACAGCAUGUUCACCAAGCCCUGGUGUAGGAUAGGCCCCUAUCUCAUAGGUAUACUACUUGGCGUGCUGUUGUAUGAGACAGAAGGACGACUACCUUUCUAUAACUGGAAAAGAUGGAUCUUUGUGACAUGUGGCUGGGCUAUUUCACUGACCUGUAUUUCUGCUGUUGUGUAUGGUAUAUAUGCUGAGAACAGGCAAGGAGGGGCACCAUGGUCUGUAGGUGUCUAUGUACUCUAUGAGACAACAAAGCAUUAUGUGUUUGCCCUGGCCGUUGCUUGGAUCAUCUUUGCAUGUGCCUCAGGGAAUGGAGGAUUUGUCAACCAUAUUCUUUGCUGGGAUACAUUUAUCCCACUGUGUAGGCUGACCUAUGCCUCUUACUUGGUGCACCCUAUCAUCAUAUACAGGGCCAUGUAUGUAACUAGGGCUCCCAUUCAUGUCAACUAUUCCUCUAUGGCAUACUUCUACAUUGGGCAUGUUGCACUAUCUUACGCUACAAGUCUUCUCCUUAACACAUUCCUUGGCACACCACUGCUUGGCCUUAAAAUCGAAAUCAUGAAAUAUAUCAGCAAUCUUAAGAAACCAAAAGCUGAUGAUGAACAAUCGAAAUCACAAAAUCAUUUUGAGAGCCGUCUUGCCUUUACAACACUGCGAAAAAUGUCUGUUGAAAAUUCAAUAAAAACAGCACGGAAAAACUCAAGCAAAUUGGAGAUAAGUACAGUACAAUCUGAUGUUAAGAACACUUGGAAUGUAUCUGGUAAGGACAAUGAAACAAAUAUCGUUUCAUAUGAACAAACCCAUUCCCAAUUAUCAAAACCAAUUGUAAAUGGCAUUGGUUUGGGCAGAGAUCAUGUUACAAUGCUUUGA